Malania oleifera is the source of this 775-nucleotide messenger RNA. Its product is annotated as thioredoxin-like protein Clot. The coding region runs from base 241 to 639 and encodes 132 amino acids. NCBI's taxonomy places the organism in Eukaryota, Viridiplantae, Streptophyta, Magnoliopsida, Santalales, Ximeniaceae. Gene Ontology annotation, molecular function: protein-disulfide reductase [NAD(P)H] activity. The transcript has 2 exons. Gene Ontology annotation, cellular component: cytosol. The record is from RefSeq and is a predicted model, not a curated record.
AAAAUUGUCAGACUAGGGGGUCCAACCGCGGAGAGGGGCAUUCCGGGGAUUUUUGCAGCGGCUGGUGGAGGAGAUAAAAUAUGUUUGUAUAAAUGGCCGACCGGUCCCGGCAUCCGCUCCGCCCAAAACAAAACCAAAAAUCCAAAUCAAAAUCAAAAAGCAAAAUCACCCAUCUUUUGUCCUUUGGUUUCAGGAAAUUGAGGCCUUGUGAUCGAAACGAAGGGCAAUUCAAAAUUGAAAAUGCCUCUGAAGACUUUGGACGCCACCGUUUCGAGCUUCGAUAAUGUGUUUGAGAAAUUCCGAACUGAAGCCCCAAAGAACAAAGCCAAUCUCAUCCUCUUCUUGGCCGACAAAGACCCUUCUACUUCUCUCAGCUGGUGUCCUGACUGUGUGAGAGCUGAACCAGUGAUACACAAGAAGCUGGAAGCAUCAACUGGAGACGUGACACUCUUGAGAGCUUAUGUUGGAGAUAGACCCACAUGGAGGAAUCCCCAACACCCAUGGAGAGUUGACUCAAAGUUCAAGCUGAGGGGAGUUCCAACACUAGUUUGCUGGGAGAAUGACACAAUCAAGGGUCGCCUCGAAGACUAUGAAGCCCACCUUGAGAACAAAAUUGAUGACCUAGUUUCUGACAAAUAGAUUUGGAUAUUUUUCCAAUGCAUUUCAAGUUUAUGGUUGUGUUGCUCCUGGUAGUUUGUAUCGCAUCCUGCUGUCUGCUACUGCUGGUCAAUAAUGUUGCACUGGAACAGAUGAUGAAAUAAGCGUUUUGUGUCUA